Molecule: messenger RNA, 985 nt
Organism: Musa acuminata subsp. malaccensis (wild Malaysian banana)
Lineage: Eukaryota; Viridiplantae; Streptophyta; Magnoliopsida; Zingiberales; Musaceae
Product: glycine-rich protein A3
Source: RefSeq, a predicted model, not a curated record
GCACACGUAUAUAUAUGUAGAGAGAGAGAGAGAGAGAGAGAGCGAGUGUGCGUGUGCGUCUUCCGAGCUUUGCGGAUCUGCGAUUCUCCUCUCCGUAGUCCUGCCACUUGCAGUGAGGAAAAUGGGAGGAGGGAAGGAUAAGCAUGAUGGGGAAGGCAGCGGCGACAAAGGAUUACAUGGACAUGGUUAUCCUGGAUAUCCACCAGCAGGGUAUCCUCCACCGCCUGAGGCAUACCAACCACAGCCUUACCCCCCUGCACCUGGUGGAUUCCCUCCUCAAUAUGGGUAUCCUCCUCAGGGGUAUCCCCCUGCUGCAUACGCCCCUGCACCUGGUGGAUACCCUCCUCAGGGGUAUCCCUCUACUGGUGGAUACCCUCCUCAGGGGUAUCCCCCUACUGCAUACCCACCUGCAGGUUAUCCUGGUUCAUCUGCUCCACCACAUCAAGGCCAUGGUUCUCAUAUGGGCACACUGAUAGCCGGUGGUGCAGCGGUGGCUGCAGCUGGGUAUGGAGCACACCACCUGGCUCAUGGUCAUCAUCAUGCUGGGCACGGUGGCUACCAUGGCCAUAUGCCUGGUCACCAUGGCAAGUUCAAGCACCAUGGGAAGUUCAAGCACGGCAAAUAUGGCAAGCAUAAACAUGGGAAGCAUGGCAAGUUCAGGAAGUGGAAGUGAGUAUUCAGGUGUCAAUGCUAGUAAAACCUUAAUAAUUUGAAGAUAUGGAGUCAUAAUUAUGCGGCUGAUCAUUUCAUCUCUAAUGCAUCUGGCCUUCCUAGUCUGUAUUAACGAAUAAGAAACAAUCAUAUUAUGGAAAUUGUCUACCGGUAAAACCUGCUUUCUCCAUUCCUUGCGUAGAUCUUGGUGUACUACUUUGUUUACUCCUGAGGAUUUCUUGUGAGAUUUGGUACAUUGUCUUGGUAUAGCCGUUCUAUUGGUUGGACAAACAUUGGUUAUGUAGAAAUUAUGCUUACCAAUUGUUUGUCUUUU